Cynoglossus semilaevis (tongue sole) is the source of this 4064-nucleotide messenger RNA. It is a transcript of the gene syt9a, whose product is annotated as synaptotagmin IXa. NCBI's taxonomy places the organism in Eukaryota, Metazoa, Chordata, Actinopteri, Pleuronectiformes, Cynoglossidae. The record is from RefSeq and is a predicted model, not a curated record. Gene Ontology annotation, cellular component: exocytic vesicle; dense core granule; plasma membrane. Gene Ontology annotation, molecular function: phosphatidylserine binding; clathrin binding; calcium ion binding. Bases 887 to 2578 code for a protein of 563 amino acids. Gene Ontology annotation, biological process: calcium-ion regulated exocytosis. The transcript is spliced from 7 exons.
UGUUUGCACGCAUUUCCAGCUUCUUACUAUUUUAUACCUAUUCUUUCUUUUAUACCUUUUAUACCUGUUUUAUACCUCAGCAGUGAAAGACGAACCAUGGGUUUCACUGCAUGUGGGCUACAGCAGAAAAGGACUAAAAAAAAGAAGACCAAAUAGCUGAACCUCAGUUCUACUACACUAACUGUUAAAAUUGCAUGAAUGAUUUUGGGUGAAAUCCGGAGUCACACAUUGCCUGAUGUGUCAAAUAAAAAAAAAAACAUAAUUCCCACAGUAGAAUUCCCACCCGGGGGUGGGUGGGAAAUGUGCUUUACUCUGAUUGGUCGAACGUAAAACCACACCAGAUUGAUUUUUGGCAAGAGGAGUGAUCGGCGUUCUGAACAAUUUGAAUUUCUCUCCUGUUUGUCUUCCUCUUUUGCGCGACUUCAAUUAAUCACUUGUCUCUCACGUCCAGCCGUGAAAAUACAAACGGAUCAAGCGCUCUGCCCGUUCAGCACCAUGGACAGCGCAGGAAGCGCCGCAGUGUCCAAGCGUUGAUUCAACCGGUGGCUUCACUGGCGGCGGCGGCAGCGGCGGCGGCGGCAGGAGUGUGGUGAAGAGUGAAAAAGAACGAUUUAUGUUUGUAAAGGAGUGCAUUGAUGUUUUCUGGAUAACUUGGACAAGUGUUUUUUUUCCACCUUCCUUCCAACACGGAGCGUCUCCAACAAUUCCACCGUGAAUGUAGGCGUGCCCCUGGAUCUGGAUAUAGAUGAGUGGCUGCUUUUAAAAAAAGGGAAAGAAAAAAAAAAGAAGAAACCAACACGCGCUGAUCCUUGGUGUGGAGUAGGUAUAUUGCGGUGCCGUGGUGCCUGCACAAGAAACCCUCCAUUUAUAAGGAUGCUGGUGGGAAAUGCCUGGAGACGGAGAUGACGAGAUUUGUCAAAAGGCGCUCGAACUCCUGUCAGAUCUCUGUUCCAGGGGGGAAGUGCAGAACGAAAACUGCCUGGAUUUUAUCUACUAUUUCCGAGACCUCGCCAGGCCACGCUACCCGGAUUCAGAUAUAUCUGUGAGUCUGCUGUCACUGGUCGUGACUGCCUGCGGCUUGGCCUUGUUUGGCGUGUCUCUCUUCGUCUCUUGGAAGCUCUGUUGGAUACCAUGGAGGGAACGCGGGCUCUCACCCACCACCAAGGAGGCUCAUGCACACAUCAACCCAACAAUGAGCCCCCUACUGACACAGUCUGCACCCAGACAGCCAGUUUACACAGCCGUGGAUCCUCCAGCGCACAACCGCCGUGAAUCCUCCCACUGCCCCACACUUGCGAAGGAGCCCACGCCGGUGGCAUCUGUCGUAUCAGUGGAAGCACCUGUGACUCCCAUGUCCCCACCACCCGUCAUGGCCACACCUGAGGCAGCUAUGAAAAUCAGCCACACGUCCCCUGACAUCCCAUUGGACGCCCAAUGUAAAAGUCGUGAAAAUGGGGUUCACACCAACCCUCGUAUGCAACGACAAACCACAGAACCUUCAUCUUCUGGGCGUUCCAUGUCUGAAAUCGGACAUGCCACCAUCCGUAGACAUAUGAACUUAUCUAACCCAGACUUUAAUGUGGCCCAGUUUCAAAGACAGGAUUCCCUCACCGGAAUGGGACUGGGUCUAGGCCGUCUUAAACCCGAGCUCUACAAACAGCGCUCCCUUGAGGGAGAUGAGGGCAGUCGUAGAGGAGGCGGAUGCGGACGCCUCCAUUUCAUCCUCAAAUUUGACUGCGACCUUGAACAGCUAAUAGUUAAAAUCCACAAAGCUGAGGGCCUCCCAGCCAAGGACUUCUCUGGCACCUCUGACCCUUAUGUAAAGAUCUACUUGCUUCCUGAUCGCAAGACCAAACACCAGACCAAGGUGCAUCGCAAAACACUAAACCCCGUGUUUGAUGAGGUCUUCCUUUUUCCUGUGGCAUACUCUGAGCUUCCAACACGUAAGCUGCACUUCAGCGUCUAUGACUUUGAUCGCUUCUCACGCCAUGACAUAAUUGGCCAAGUGGUUGUGGACAACUUCCUGGAUUUGGCAGAUUUCCCCAGGGAGACAAGGCUCUGCCGCGAAAUCCAGUACGUCUCCUCGGAUAACGUGGACCUCGGGGAUCUGAUGUUUUCACUCUGUUACCUGCCCACUGCCGGCAGAUUGACUAUUACCAUGAUAAAGGCACGCAAUCUCAAGGCUAUGGAUAUCACUGGUGCAUCUGAUCCAUACGUGAAGGUUUCACUAAUGUGCGAUGGUCGGAGACUGAAAAAGAGGAAGACGUCGACGAAGAGGAACACUCUGAAUCCAGUCUAUAAUGAGGCUAUUGUCUUUGAUGUCCCUCCAGAGAGCAUCGAGCAGAUCAGCCUUCUGAUUGCAGUGAUGGAUUAUGACCGUGUCGGCCAUAAUGAAGUAAUCGGUGUGUGUCGAGUUGGCAACGAUGCAGACAACCUCGGACGAGACCACUGGGGUGAAAUGCUCACAUAUCCCAGAAAACCUGUCGCCCACUGGCAUCCACUUGUUGAGUACCAGGGGACCUCAGGAAGUAGCCAGGGAGGAUCCUGUAACUCUCUGAAGACACCCCCAUCUCCAUAACCUCGAGUGACAAUCCCCACUAGAGAUAGAAUCGACCUGAAGCCUGGGCUGUGGCCCUGGACAGCAGUGCUCCCGAAGGAUGCACACCGAGUCCUAAAAAAAGAACGCUGACAUUCAUAAAAAAGACAGUCAGAGCUGUGCUGAGAUCCAGUCACUGGCAUCAGUUGCAUGUUGAAUUGAAUGACUGUUAAAGUGGAUGUUUUCAUUGCUAUAAUAUUUAAUAAGAAAAAAAACCCAUCAGACACAUGCAGACAUCCAAACUCUGGACUAUUCCUGGGUUUCGUCGUGACUGUUUUUUUAAAGCAUUGUCUUGUUAUGUGUUCCGAUAAGGUGAGUCUAUAUUUGCACAAUGUACUAACAACCAGUUGAACUGCCAUCCUUUCUUAUUUUAAAUUUAGUGGUGACUUGGUGCAUGAGGUCUUGUUUUGGUGGGAUAUCUUGUCCUCGGUUGUUUGUGUCUACUUUGGGAAAACAAUGUGUUGUUCUGUCGGUUCAUGUGCAGUGAUGGUCGAGUUCAUGAAAAAAGUUCCUGUGAGUUAAAAAAAUGUGUUCAAUGUUUUCAACUAAGAAUAUUCCUUAUGAAAAAAAACAUGGUUGAUCUUGGCCUGUUUGUAAAGAGGCAAUACAAUAAAAUGGUGUCAUUUUUCUCUGUAGCUUUUGUCAUUUGCUUUUUUCCUAGACAGCGUUCCCCGGCGUGUCUGUGUCGGCCCCAAUUAUUCACUGUUUCAGCUUCUGCCACUGAAUUCUUUUCAGGAUCGGGAGGGACAAAAGAGCCACAAAAACAGUUUGACCAUUUGACCGUGAAAAUUUCAACACGCAGGCAAUAAUUAAUUCCAACAAAAUAGGAAAUACAACCCACUCACUACAAUCAUCUACCUAAAAAAGAAGGCCUGAUCUAGAGGACACAGCCAUCCUGCUGUUUUGCCAUUAGCAAGCAAGCAAAAAAAUUAGUGUGACAUGUAAAACUGGUUUAACCUUCAACACGUCGGCACCAACAGCGAGGAUAAAUAUUUCAAAUGAAGUAUUUUCAUUGGCAGUUAAUAUUUCUUUGUUCCAUAAACAAUGAAUCAACAUCCCUCAAAUGUUUUAACCAGUAACUAUAGCAAUCCUGCACUAGUGACUCCCGGCUCCCUAAGACCAAUAAAAGUUGCCUGCUAACAGCUCAUUUCUCCUGAUGGCUGUAAGCAGUGUACACAGUAACUGGCCCGACCGACCUCUACAGCACCCCUGCCAUACUUUCACCCUGCAUUUGUGGAGAACAGCCUGGUAAUUGGCAGCCUUCAUUUCAUGGCCUCAGUAAUUCUUCCUCCUCCGGGGUUGGUAAUUUGAUUAUGAUGAUUUUCUUUGCCUCAUUUGAACACAGUACAAUGUCUGGCCUAAGAGCUGCCUGAACAACAGGCCUUCGCAAACUCUCAUCUAAUAGUACUAAUAGUAUAGAGCAUAUUUUACUGUGUACUAUCAGCAAGAAGGUCUUAAUAUUGGGGCU